Cylindrotheca closterium is the source of this 741-nucleotide messenger RNA. NCBI's taxonomy places the organism in Eukaryota, Bacillariophyta, Bacillariophyceae, Bacillariales, Bacillariaceae. The record is from the annotation of a GenBank genome assembly.
AUGCGUCCAGAAUCAGAAGGAAUAUACCAAGACAGUCCUUCGUCUCAAGCAAAUGUACAAACACCCGAAAAUGAAAAGGAACAAAUUGUUCCUGACGCACAGGAGUCACCUUCCCUUGAUCGUGCAGGGUUGGAGCGUACGAGAAGCAUCAUGGACGAUGAUGAAGUGGAAAACGACAAAACUGAGGAUAGGACCCUCCCAGAAGAUGACGACAAUAAUGUUAGUAUUCUGGAUGUGGAUGAUGUUGUUCCAAAUAGGCCACAGAGAUCGUCAUCCAUCAGUGGCCUGAAACUAGUAGAUAGCAAUGAAUGGGAGAAUACAUCAGUUCAACAGCAAAGUUGUCCAACAUGCCAGGAUGGACUUCAGUUCACGACAGGUUGUGAGGGCCAGCUAGUCGAGCAGUUUCAGUUCGUUUCAGCUUGUCGCCAUCCAAGGGACUUUUUGACAAUUUUCCAGGAUCAUGCUGACAGUUUUGACGGUGCCGAACAUGCAGUUGCUGGGUUCUAUCAUAUUCCCAAAGAUUGUGAGUACUGCGGGGCCGAAUCAACAAAAUUUUGUCCUGGUCGUUGUACGCGGCCAAAGUCGUUCUUUCACAGAAAGCGACCCCCUUUCUGUUCACCCAGCAAAACAUGGGAUUCUAAAACAGAUAUUCAGAUUACGCUUAGUGAUAGUAAAGACAAAAAGCAGGAAGUGGACGUUGGACGGUCACCCUUGCGCUCGUUACUUCUUUUUGGGAGGUAA